Molecule: messenger RNA, 999 nt
Organism: Anolis sagrei ordinatus
Lineage: Eukaryota; Metazoa; Chordata; Lepidosauria; Squamata; Anolidae
Gene: BRK1
Product: BRICK1 subunit of SCAR/WAVE actin nucleating complex
Biological process (GO): regulation of actin polymerization or depolymerization; actin filament organization; cell motility
Cellular component (GO): SCAR complex
Molecular function (GO): protein-containing complex binding
Source: RefSeq, a predicted model, not a curated record
AUGCGCAGUCCCACCUGCGGCCUGUUCCGGAAAGCGGUAAGGAAGCCUCGGUGAGUGAGCAGCAGGUGUGCGCAGGCGCGGUGGUUUCCGGGGCUGGGGAGGCUGCCAUGUCGGUUCAGGAGGACCCGGUCCAGCGCGAGAUCCACCAGGACUGGGCCAACCGCGAGUACAUCGAGGUCAUCACCAGCUCCAUCAAGAAGAUCGCGGACUUCCUCAAUUCCUUCGACAUGUCGUGCCGCUCCCGCCUGGCCACGCUCAACGAGAAGCUGACGGCGCUGGAGAGGCGGAUCGAGUACAUCGAGGCCCGGGUAACAAAAGGUGAAACGCUGACAUAAAUAUGCUGGAGGCUGGCAGGGAUCCAGCCGGGAAAGGAACGUGCAGCUCUUCACAAAGCUGAUGCUCAGACAUUAAGUUUCUUCAUUACUUAAUACGGAUGAGAGUUAUGCUUGUUUCUGCCCCUCAGGAAGCUGCACCAACCCCAUCCCCCCAAAAAUUUUGAGCCUGUGACUUUAUGUGGGUGAUUCCAGAUGAAACUGCAAAAUUGUACAGCUGCAUGUUUAAUUCUGUGGGUUUUAUACAAGCUGAUUCAUGCAACCUGUGUUAUUUAGUCCUCCCUCCCCAAUGCUUGUGAAGCUACUCUUGCUUUGCAGCGACCAAAUCCUUGUGAAACCAAAUCUUCAUUUCUAGGACCACAAUUUUAUUACGGUUAUUAUUUUGGAUUUAAACAGAUGUUGGGGACUGUUCCUAGUGGGCAACUAUUUCAAAUAUACAUUAUACAUAUUCCGCAGAUGGCUUUUGUUGCUGGAAGAUAUCAAAUGGCUUGUUGUGCUGCAGCUGUUUAGUAAAAUAAAUGUGCAGUAUAUAUGGGGAUAGGGGUGGGGGAAAAACCAUGUGCCAAGGGAGGGGUUAACUCGGUUUUCUAAGUAUUUUUUAUUCUGUAAUGCAACUUGGGAUGUCUUUUCCAUUUGUGUUUCAACAAUAAAAUAUCUCUGGAUAGCA